Messenger RNA from Acinonyx jubatus (cheetah), 2487 nucleotides. RefSeq names its product OMA1 zinc metallopeptidase (gene OMA1). The transcript is spliced from 9 exons. Bases 116 to 1579 code for a protein of 487 amino acids. Lineage: Eukaryota; Metazoa; Chordata; Mammalia; Carnivora; Felidae. Gene Ontology annotation, biological process: mitochondrial protein processing; protein quality control for misfolded or incompletely synthesized proteins. Gene Ontology annotation, cellular component: mitochondrial inner membrane. The record is from RefSeq and is a predicted model, not a curated record. Gene Ontology annotation, molecular function: metalloendopeptidase activity.
GAGGGCAGGAAGUAAGGAGGCGGGGCUUCUGGAUGGGGUACGCGCUUGCGCAAAGGGCCGGUCUGAAGAGUCGUCUUCGCUUUCGCCUCUCCUAGGAUAAUCCAGGAGAAGAAAGAUGAGCUUCGUCUAUGGACUGCAAUCUGCUACUAGAAACUGUGUUUUCUUCCGAUUUCAUUUGCUGACCAACUGGAGACUGUGUAACACACUAGCUGUCACCUCACCAGACUGCCAUCAAGUACAAAUUACUCAUACAGUUAAUAAGUAUCAGGGUCUGGGAGUACAGCAGUGUGAUAGGUUGACUUUUCUGCCUAAAAAUUUUUAUUCUUAUAGGACUCUUAAUACCAAAAGACCAGGAUGCCUCUUGAGCGUGAGCCAUAAAGAAAUUUGGAUGGUUACCCCAACAUGUGGUGCACGGAAUGACUCUUUUUCAAGACACCUCCUGAUAGAAGAAGUUGCAGGAGCUUCUUUUCUCUCAGUAUUGCGUCCCCUAAAGUGUCUUCGCAUGAGAGAGAGAGACAUCAGGAGUUUCCACACUUCUCCUCGGUUUCAAGCCGCUCCGGUUCCUCUCUUGUUGAUUAUUCUUAAACCAGUGCAGAAACUAUUUGCAAUCAUUGUAGGCAGGGGCAUAAGGAAAUGGUGGCAGGCACUUCCUCCUAACAAGAAGGAACUAUUUAAAGAAAGUUUAAGGAAGAAUAAAUGGAAGUUAUUCCUUUGUUUCAGUAGUUUUGGAUUGCUCUUUGUAGUGUUUUAUUUUACUCACCUGGAAGUGAGUCCUAUCACAGGAAGGAAUAAGCUACUAUUAUUGGGGAAAGAACAUUUCAAACUUUUAUCCGAACUGGAAUAUGAAGCAUGGAUGGAAGAGUUUAAAAAUGAUAUGCUAACUGAGAAGGAUGCCCGAUACCUAAUGGUUAAAAAAGUGGUUUAUCAUUUGAUUGAGUGCAAUAAAGAUAUUCCAGGGAUCUCUGAGAUCAAUUGGACUAUUCAUGUGGUUGAUUCCCCAGAUAUAAAUGCCUUUGUGCUUCCAAAUGGACAAGUGUUUAUCUUCACUGGGCUUUUAAAUAGUGUAACUGAUAUUCAUCAACUUUCCUUUCUUCUGGGCCAUGAAAUAGCACAUGCAGUACUUGGGCAUGCUGCAGAAAAGGCUAGCUUGGUUCACUUACUGGAUUUCCUAGGUAUGAUUUUUCUCACAAUGAUUUGGGCUGUUUGUCCUCGAGAUAGUUUUGCACUCUUGGGCCAGUGGAUACAGUCUAAACUGCAGGAGUACAUGUUUGAUAGACCAUACAGUAGAACUUUGGAGGCUGAAGCUGACAAAAUUGGACUACAGCUUGCUGCAAAGGCUUGUGUGGACGUCAGAGCCAGUUCAGUGUUUUGGCAGCAGAUGGAAUUUGCAGAUAGCCUCCAGGGUCAUCCCAAGUUGCCAGAAUGGUUAUCCACACACCCUUCUCAUGGAAAUCGAGCUGAGCACUUGGAUAGACUCAUACCUCAGCUCUGGUUUCACUCUUCCCUGCUGAUGUCAAGAUGGCUGCGAGCAGCUGCCAAGGUUACCUUGCAACUAUUGAAACAAAACCUUGAAUACUAACUGCAAUCUCUAAAGAGCAACCCAGAAACAGUAACCACCACAGGGGACGGGUGAUCCCGACAGGAUGGAGCUGAGGAUGGUUACAGUCGGCACCCUACAAACAGAGUAGCUCACAUACAACCACAGCGCCUGUUCAGUAACUGAAAUAAAAACCUGUUACGUUUCUCCUCUUUCAGCAGGCAAAGAAACAAGAUAAUUCUUUGCAGAUUUGGUUCAGAAAUGAUAACUUAAUCUGAGCAAAAACAAUAUUGCCUAAGUUUUGUUUCUGUUGAUAGUAAAUUUGCAUUAGUGUAUUUGCUUUAUCAUCCGUAAGAUAUUUUUUUUCCGUUGCUCCUAUCCUCAAAACCAGCCCAUGUGAUUGGAAGGACAAGUGGUGUUAUUUACUCAUAAGGAAGAAGACUAAAGCUUGGAGGAGUGAGUCAAGUUACCCGAGGAUGCACUUCAAGUGAACGUCUGAACUGGGAUCAGAAGGAAAGGGUUCUUGAUUUGUAAUCCGGUGCUCUCUGAGCAAUACCACACUCUUUGUGGAGGGAGGUGUUACCUACAUUUUUUAACUGGAAACCAAAGCUCAAAGAUACUAGGCAACUGUGUGCCCAGCACUACUCCGCUCAUAGUGGCAGAACUGAGAUUCAAACCCUCAUCUGCUGACUCCAAAGUCUGUGCUCUCCAGCUAGUUACUGCUACUCCGGGUGGCAAAUCUCAUGAAGGAAGUGGUGAUGAAGAGUGUUCAUUUCCUUCACCCCUCCCUUGGGAACCCUCCUUUCUCUUAAAUGCAUUCAUUUUAAUACUCUAUGACAGGUGGUAAAAAUAUUUAAGUACAUUCAUAUAUGGGAGGGCUAAAAUUCUUAUUAAUCAUCUUAUAAUGUGGUUUUUUGUUGUUUAUUUAUUUUCAGAGAGCGAGAGAGAGA